Paramuricea clavata is the source of this 2586-nucleotide messenger RNA. NCBI's taxonomy places the organism in Eukaryota, Metazoa, Cnidaria, Anthozoa, Malacalcyonacea, Plexauridae. The record is from the annotation of a GenBank genome assembly.
CAAUUUAGUGUCGGAAAUUCUACAGUACUCGAACUGAAAGGUUCCCGUUCGCAGUAAUUAUUGUCGGCUGUGUGUACUAAACUUAAGUCCUUUUCGUUUCGGAAAUGAAGAUGUUGCAUACAAUUGCUCGCAUAUCAGUCUUUUGCCUCAGUAUGGUAUUGUUUUAUCCUGAAGCAAAAUCCGAAUCGUGCUUCAAAUCAAUUUGCGAAUUCACGCUCGUGGUAACAAAUUCUCGUUCUAUGUCGUUCAAGCACGAUGCUGGGCAUGUCUACGAUGUCGAGCUGCAGCAAAAUGGUACAUUGAGUUUGGCAACAAACCGCUUUCAUCUCAAAGUCCCAAACACCCUUUCCCCAGAUAUGGUUCAUACAGCAGACGGCACCAAAGCGAGAAAUAUUAUUUUGGUCAACGAUCGUUUUCCCGGCCCAACGCUGGAAAUAAUGGAAGGUUCCGAAAUCGCAGUUAAAGUCAUUAACCAACUACAGUUUGAGGGAAUAUCUAUACACUGGCAUGGUAUUCAUUUGCUUAAUAAUGUAUGGAUGGACGGCGUGCCUUACUUAACCCAAUGCCCCAUACUCCCUCGACAAAGUUUCAUGUACAGAUUCAGGGCAAAUCCAGGCACACAUUUUUACCACUCCCAUAAUGAACUUCAAAGACUUGACGGACUAUUCGGCGGCCUGAUCGUACACCGACAAGAUGAACUUGGCUUAAUGCCAUAUUUCACGGCAGUCUUAGGCGAUUGGUUUCCAGUGCCGUCUACUGACCUUCAAAUUCUAAACCCUUUUGCCUUCCAACCUGGAUCGGCAACUGGAUAUUUUAAUAGCGGAACACUAAUGGGAGUUUCAGUCGAUGGUGUACCGGUGACUGUUUUUGAGUUUUGGUCUGGUCUAAUCAACGGAAGGGGACGAAAAGACAAUAACACUGCUCCUUUGACAGUCUUUACUGCAGAACAAGGUAACACACAUAGAAUGCAUAUCGUUUCAGCCGCGGGGGAUUUUGCCUAUCGAGUAUCAAUUGAUGAACAUGCAUUGACUGUUAUUGAAACUGAUGGGCAUCGUGUGGAAGCGGUUAAAAAUUUCGAGUCUGUUAUCAUAUAUCCCGGGGAAAGAUAUGUCGUAGAGUUUCAAGCCAAUCGAGAACCAGGUACUAGAUACUGGAUUAGGGCAAGAUCUCUUCGAAGAGGACAAGCUGGUCAGUAUCCUAUGCUAGAUGGAAUAAUUUGGGAAAUGAAGGCAAUUCUACAGUACGGAAAUAAAUCAACAAACAAUCAAGAUCCAGUCAGUAAGAGGAUGAAUUGUACCGCUCAAACACCUUGUAAUGUAUUGAACUGCCCAUGGCCAGAAUAUCGCAAGGAUUACUUUCCUCAUGAGAAAUGCAUGAACGUGGCAGCAUUGAGAGCCAAUGCAUCACGAGUCACUCGACAACAGCAUGUAAAACAGAAUAAUAAUACAGAAGUUGACGAAGAAAUAUUCCUAAAUAUGGCAUUCUCAGUUGGAGCUUCGAUCAACCGUCGCCGUAAUAUCAUGCCGAGUGCUCCACUGUAUCAAGACCCCUCCUCUUGGGCGCUGAAACCUUGCGAAGGUAAAUAUGGCCUAUCCUGUUCCCACAUUAUAAAUCUUCAACCAAACAAAACAGUUCAGUUGGUGUUGACAGGAAAUAUAUUCUCCGGAUUUUUAGCUCACCAUAAUUUGCAUAUUCAUGGCCAUAGUUUUCAUGUGCUUAAGAUUGGUUAUCCCAUUGUUGACAAUAUGACCGGAAGCAUUAUUAAAGGAAACACGGACCUGGGUUGCCACAAAGAAAAUGAUACAGAUUGUAUUCACCCUUUCUGGAUAAAUCCACCUGAUUUGAACUUUGAUAACCCGCCUUUAAAAGACACGAUCGCCAUACCUGCGAGGGGUUAUGUUGUACUUCGUUUUGUAACAAAUAACCCUGGCUUUUGGUUAUUUCAUUGUCACACCGCGACCCAUAAUUUCGAAGGAAUGUCGUUAAUAUUCAACAUAUCUUUCGACCACCACCCACCGCUUCCUUCUGGGUUUCCAACUUGUGGAAAUUUUGCCUUCAGCCAGGACGAUUUCAAAAAAUCGGAAAAAAAUGAAACCAAGGAAAAUAAGUCGGGAAAUUGCGAUGGGAAAGAUUCCAAGAAAGACGGAAGCGACGAUGACGAUGAUGAUCUCUCUUUAGUGGAAACGUUGUCUAAAGUCGCAGCCAGUUGUAGUGCAAUUACCGUGUUUUUGCAACUGAUAUUUCUGGUGUUGUUGUUGAAGAUUGUUUGUCGUGCUUUACCAAAAGUGGCCAACACAAACACAGAAAAUAAUAAACUGUAAUAAAACAGUAAGUGUUAAAACAUCACUCGCUAUUCAAACAACUAGUGAAGUAUCACUUGAUGAAAUUCUAUUUAACACUGAUUUAGAACUUUAAUUAUAGCAAUUUUGAAGUAAGUGAUUUUAGAAAUUUAGAACUUAAAUUUAGUAACUAUAUAGCAUUUUAUAUUUUUUUGAUAAACAAUUACCAGUAAAUCAAUAUAAUCUUGGAAUGGUUUCGUAUAAAAUAAACACAUUUGGAAACCAUCAUAUAAUUUUCAUGUAUUAG